Messenger RNA from Peronospora matthiolae, 1134 nucleotides. NCBI's taxonomy places the organism in Eukaryota, Oomycota, Peronosporomycetes, Peronosporales, Peronosporaceae. The record is from the annotation of a GenBank genome assembly.
AUGGCAGACGAGUGGCCCACCGUCGCGUCCGAGUACAAAAUCAUUGAGCAGAUCGGCCAAGGCGCGUUUGCCAAGGUAUGGAAAGCCUACUGCGUGGCCAAGAAGAUUCACGUGGCCAUUAAGAUCAUGGACCUGGAGAAGAUCACCACGAGCUUUGAAGAUAUUCGGGCGGAAGUGCAGACGAUGAAGAUGACGAACCACCCGAACGUGCUCAAGUGCUACUGCAGCUUCGUGCACAAGGACCAGCUCUGGCUUGUUACGCAGCUCAUGAACAAAGGCUCGUGUCUGCACGUGAUGAAUCUGCUCAAGAAGAAGGGGCUGGGGGAAGGCCUGAAGGAGGACUUUGUUGCAGUGAUUCUGCACGAGACGCUCAAGGGACUGCUCUACUUUCACGAGAACGGCCAGAUCCAUCGAGACAUUAAAGCUGGCAACAUUCUAUUGGACAGCGAGGGCCACGUGGUGAUUGCUGAUUUCGGCGUGUCCGGAUGGAUGAUGGAGGGAGGGGAUCGACGGAAAAACCGGCAGACAUUUGUCGGCACGCCCUGCUGGAUGGCGCCAGAAGUCAUGGAACAAGUGCGUGGCUACGACUACAAAGCCGACAUUUGGUCGCUCGGCAUCACUGCUUUAGAGCUUGCCAAAGGCUACGCGCCGUAUGCACGUUUUCAGCCCAUGAAAGUGCUGCUGCUCACUUUGCAGGAGGACCCACCGUCGCUCCGGACGUAUGAUGAUGACGGCAGCGGUCACCAGUUUGGACGACACUUCAAAGAUGUGGUCAAGCUCUGUUUGCAAAAAGACCCGUCGAAGCGUCCUGGUACGUCAGCGCUUUUGAAGCACAGCUUCUUCAAAAAGGCAGGAGAUACAACCUACCUGGCGCGGAACCUCCUUAACAACAUCGAAGAUAUUGGAGAGAGCUGCAUGACGGCUGGUAUUGCAGACGCCCUGCCGGGCGCUGGACCGCUCUAUGCGAAGGGAACGAAGGGGCCUCCGGGCUCGGAAGCUGAGGGAUCCAAGUACGUGCCGGGGACGACUUGGGUUUUCGAUGAUGAAGACGAUGAUACCGCCAAGUUGUCCAUGGACGAUUUCGCCAGCCAAUUUGAUAUGGUGACCGGGGGUGAGGAAUUCCGCUCGAAAUAA